Molecule: messenger RNA, 3364 nt
Organism: Nyctereutes procyonoides (raccoon dog)
Lineage: Eukaryota; Metazoa; Chordata; Mammalia; Carnivora; Canidae
Gene: CEBPZOS
Product: CEBPZ opposite strand
Exons: 4
Coding region: 2403-2735 (110 amino acids)
Source: RefSeq, a predicted model, not a curated record
UUUCUUUUCUUUUCUUUUCUUUUCUUUUCUUUUCUUUUCUUUUCUUUUCUUUUCUUUUUUUUUUCUCCUUUCUUUUCUUCGUUCCUUCCUUCCUUCCCUUUCUUUCCUUUCUUAAUCAAUUGAUUAAAAGUAUGUUCCACCCCGAAUCUGGGGCUUGAACUCAGGGCCUUGAGAGCAAGACCUGAGAUCAAAAGUCUGUGGCCCCACGGACUGACCACCCAGGCCCCCAGAGGGCUGCAUUAUUUUAAACUUCAUCUAAGCUUCAUCUAAGCUCCAUCCUUCUCCAAAAUCUUGUCUAAUCUUGUUUUCUCUCCUAGUUAGUAACCUGAGUUUGCCAUGGACAGGUAUACCUUUGGUGGUCUUUAUCAACCAGGCUUUAUCAAUCAUUAUAAACAUCUUUCCUGAAGCUGAGGGACUUGUAAAAUGUGUGUGUGUGUGUGUGUGUGUGUGUGUGUGUGUGUAUAGGAAAAGGUGAGGUUAAGGGUUCAAAAAAUAAAUACAAAUUUGCAGUGUUAUUUGUAUUUAUUUUUUGAACCCUUAAUCUCACCUUUUCCCAUCCAAACAAAACCAAAUUUCAUUUGGAUUCCUUACACUGCGGAUAUUGCUGCAGGCAAGCUUUCUUUAUAAUUAAAAAAAACUUUUUUUCACCCAUUGCACAUUAAAAAUUGGCACUGAGAGGUCCCUGUACUAAUGACUUUCUUCCUGUCAGGUACAGCAUUGUAAACACUAAAGCAGUUCUCCCUUCCCACUUACCUGCCUUUCUGUUUUAUGUAAAUUCUUUAACUUUCCCUGAUUCAUUUUUUUUUUUUAAGAUAAGAAUACUAAAGUUUUAAUCUUUUAGUCCCCAGGGUGAUCACAUUAUCAAAAUGAGGGAAGGGAAUUUUGGAGGGAGGGGAUACCUGGUAAAGAGAUUAAUAGGAUAAUCCUACAAAAGUAAGGUAUUUAAUUACCCCAUUCUCAGGCAUUGUGAAAAGGAGUCAAGAGGGAAUGGCCAUAAAUGCAUGACAGUGAGCAGAGAGCUGGGACUGUAGAGUAUUAUAGAUCUUAACCAUCUGUGUACAGAGGGCAGAGAAUAGUAUGACAAAGAGCAUACAUUGCACAGUAUCAAAAUCCUGAGAUUAAAGAUGACUGGUUUCUCCUCUUGUUCGGGUUAUAGGGAGGCAGAGUAAAAACUUGAGUUUACAUUUCACAUAUUCGGUAAGAGUUGUAUAUGCUCUCUCUCUCUUUUUUUUUUUUAAGCUUAUUAUAUAGCCGUUUCCCUUGUUUAGCUUUUACUUAGAGGAGAAUGAAGACUCAAACAGUUUUUAUUUUUUAAAGAUUUUGACAGGGAGAGAGAGAGAGAGAACACAAGCAAGGGGGAGUGGGAGAGGGAGAAGCAGAUUCCCUUCUGUGCAGGGAGCCUGACUUGGGGCUCCGAUCUGAAGGCAGAGUCUCAAACAACUGAGCCAUCCAGGCACCCCACAAACCCUUGUUUUGAAUAGCUUUUAUUUUAGUUAAAGGAAGAGAAUCAAGAUCUAAAGUUUAGUUUGCUACUUAAUGGGUGAUGGUGGUCAGUUUUCCUCUUCAUGUGGACUAGGGACCUCUUGUACAGAAAUCAUUUGGAGUUGCUUGCAAAUGUGCAGAUUACUGAGAUGGCAGCCCUAGACUUGAUGAAUCAGAAGCCAGGGACUGGGGAAUUGCAGGUUGAGGCCCAGGAAUGUGCAUUUUUAACAAGCCUUUUGGAUGAUGUAAUUAGUUUGAAAAUACUGUUAGAAUAGCAGCUCCCCAAGAAAAAGUUGGUUUGUUGCUCAACGUUGUGUGAGAUGCUUGGGCUAUAGCAUAGUUCAAUAUAUGCUGUAUAAAUAAAUGAAAACCUUCAGCUCUGAAACAUAAAGAACCACUUGUAGAAUAAUCUUAUUUUUAUCAGUUACUUACGAAGACCUUUCACAUAUGGUGCCCAUUACAUAUCUUAAAUCCUAGUUCAGCUAAAAAAAAAAAAAGAUUUACUCUAUUUCUUAAUAUGCUAUAUUCUUAGGUAAAUAAAAAUUUUAGUUCCAUAAAUUGCUAGUUCUUUUUACAGUGCUUUUUUUUCAGUUUCAUCACCUUUUUGUGCUUUAUCCAGUGGUGUCUUUGGUUCAUUGUGCGGGGGUGGAAAUUGAAAACUAGGAAUGUGGGGGACGCCUGGGGGGCUUGGUGGUUGAGCAUCUGCCUUUGCCUCAGGUCGUGAUCCUGGGGUCCUGGAAUGAGUCCCUCAUCAGGCUCCCUGUGGGAAGCCUGCUUCUCUCUCUCUGCCCAUGCAUCUACCUCUCUCUCACAAAUAAAUUCUUAAAAAAAAAAAAGAAAAUUAGGAAUGUGGGACAUAGCAAAUAAAUAAGCAUAUGGUAACUUUGGGGUUUUAUUCCUAAAUCACUCAGAUUGUAGGAAUGAAUUGGAAUUAUUUUCGUGGAAGUGGUAUUAUCAAGUUUGUGUAUGCUCAUUCAGGUUUAUCUGUAUUUGUUACUGUUAAACUUAGGAUGGCUCGCACGAUGGAACCACUGGCAAAGAAGAUCUUUAAAGGAGUUUUAGUAGUUGAGCUCUUGGGCGUUUUUGGAGCCUAUUUUUUGUUUAAUAGGAUGAACACAAGCCAAGAUUUCAGGCAAACAAUGAGCAAGAAAUUUCCCUUCAUCUUGGAAGUUUAUUACAAAUCCAUUGAACAGUCUGGAAUGUAUGGAGUCAGAGAGCAAGAUCAAGAAAAAUGGCUGAAUAGCAAAAAUUAGGAGUACAUGGCAGUAAAAAAUACAAUGGCCACUGUCAUUAUCUGAGGUAAGGCACUAGCAGUUUUAUCCAUCAGUGCCACUGUAAACACAGUGACAAAGGCAAAUAAUGUGCCCUGGUAUCACUAUGAAAAUAGCUGUGACCUUGCAGACUCAUUGAAAAGAUGUCAAGGACCCAUAGGAAUCUAUGUGUUAAGACGCUUGCUUUACCAAAGGCAUCACAGAAAGUUUAUUGAAAAUAUAAGUUCCUCUAAUGCAUUUAAAAGGUAACUUUAUUUGCAAACAAUUCUAUCACAAAACUUUUCAGGGACAUCUGAUGCAUAAAGCAGAAUUUACCCAUUUUACAGAGCCAUUAUAUGCAAUAAUUUACCUAAAAAAGCAAAAUUUAUUUAUAGCUAUGUAUAACAUCCUUAUUUUGCAUACAUAUUAUUUAAGAUGUUACAUGUGAAUGUAGAAAUGUAUAAAUUUAAUGUUUAUCAGAGGCUACAGAAAAACAGGUUAUAAAGGAUUACAGGUGGAUGAUACGCUUCAAAUUGCUUCAUUAUGCCAAUUAGCUGUUUAACUAAACUAUGAAUCAUUUAUAAGAAAAAUGGAAACUUCAAGGAGUUAAAUCCAUGAAAGCAAAUACAAAG